UGUGUGUGUGCGCCGGUCUUUCAGGAGUUGGGAGGUUGAAAAUGGGACCAGUCGCCAGGUUACUUGCUCUGCUAUGUUUGUGUUCGCAGGGCUUCUGUGUUCCAACUGAGACACCACAGCCGUUGCAGGUGCCUCUCACAGAUGAGAGAAGGUCACGAGGAGAUGUUCCUGACAUUAUUCCCAUGUCAGAACUGGAGCCCACCACCCCUGUGUCGGACUUUGAAACCUCAUACAACUACGUUUUGUCAAGACUGGCUGGGAUGGACCAGGCCAUCCACAAGCUUAAUGUGGGCCACUACACACUGGAUGUUAGGGUAGACCAGCUCAUGGAGCGUCUGUCUAAGAUGGAAGUCAAGGUCGUGGAGCUGGAGGACAAAAUCCGAGAAGUCUACCAGCACAGCAAAGACAACCGCAAAGAGACUGGAAGACUGGAAGGUUGCCAGAAGGGCCUGCGAGUGGGCUACAAAUGCUACCUGGUAUACAACAGCUACGAGGACUACGCGGGGGCAUCCAGGAAGUGCCAGGAGCGUGGCGGCCGCAUGGCCAUGCCGAGAGACCGUCGCGAGCAGGAGGCGCUGGCUGACUACGUCAAAUCCUUCUUCCGGCCAAACAACUGGCCAGUGUGGCUAGGCAUCAACGACCUGGCGGCCGAGGGCGUGUACAUCUUUGAUGACGGCACAGCUGUCUCCUACUUCCAGUGGCGCAGACAUUUCUUGUCCAGCCAGCCAGACGGAGGCAAGCGCGAGAACUGCGUGGCUAUGGCAUCAGAUGACGGCGAUUGGUGGGACCAGUACUGUGACAGAGCCAUGAACUACAUGUGCGAAUUUGAUGACAGGGUGGCGCUUUAGAUGAACUGGUAGAUCUCACUUUUAGCCACAAACUUGUACAUAAAUUGGACGUCACCUUAGCGACAAAUCCAUGGUCUGUGGUCGACAAACGUGGCAGAAUACACAAUAAAAUGCACUUAAAUGAACACAGGACUUAAUGUUAGCUGUCUGCCUGUAAUUAAACAGCUAACAAUAAUUGCUAAUUGAAGUAUUAGUACAAGAGUGCACUGUAUCUGACAUUACUACCACCAACAUGUCAGUCAUGCUGGUGGUACUAGCUCCCAUCA
Molecule: messenger RNA, 1114 nt
Organism: Corythoichthys intestinalis (scribbled pipefish)
Lineage: Eukaryota; Metazoa; Chordata; Actinopteri; Syngnathiformes; Syngnathidae
Gene: clec11a
Product: C-type lectin domain containing 11A
Exons: 5
Coding region: 42-848 (268 amino acids)
Source: RefSeq, a predicted model, not a curated record